AUGCAACACUGGCCAACUGAGUCUUCGGAAACGCGCAACCAACAAGACAAUCCCUCGGACACCUCUCUCCAAAGUCAGCAUGGCUUUCGUCACUCUCACCCGAUCGGCGUCGACCAGCUUCGCCGCGCCGACCCGGGCAGCGCAUCCCCGCACUCUGUCCCGGACAACGGCCGCCGUGAGUCACUUGACGCCGUCAGUGCUGCUCAGCUCGACGAAAAGCUUCGCAGGUUGAGCUUCGCCAGCGGCCAAUCCGCCGAUGCUCACCCCUUCAUCGCCGGUCAGCGAGUUAUCGACUACGAAAAUGCCCACACGCCGUCGCCGCAGCAGGCGAUGGGCUUCAAAGUCAUCAAGCGAUCCAACCCGCACCCCGAUAGUGUCCAGCUCGCGGACUUUCCCAAUGAGAUCUUGACGCACAUCCUAUCUCACCUACACCCCGACUCUCACUCGGCCGUCGCGCUCGUGUCGAAACGCUUCUAUGCACUUGUCACCACCCCUCAUGCCUGGCGAAUGGCCUUCUUGCGAUUCUUCCCUGGCCAUGAUGCUUUAGCUGUAAAGCAAGAGCAGGCUCGCUCGGGUCCUCUGGAACAAGAUGUCUCCGAAUUCGUGCGAUCCGAAGCGCGCUACUUUGCGCGUCUGACGCCUUUGGCAACUUGGAGAAGCGAAUACCUGUUGAGAACUCGUCUUUUGAGGGGUCUUGUGAGGGGCAAGCCGGGAUCUGGCAUUGGUUCAUCAAGUCGCAGCAGCAAGAAGUCGAGCGCCGUGCUGACUUACAAUUCUAAGCUGCCUUGGGUUGUGACCCAUGUACACGCCGUUUUCUCCGCCGCCGCAACGAAGAAGCCCCCUAUGGCCAUUCAUGGCGCGGCUGACUUGGGCGUUGGCACGAUCAGCGAUCCCACCAACGGAAGGGUAGAGAAAUGGGGUUUUAGCGAUCCUUUUUCGACGCUUCAGCUGGACGAGGUGAUGCCAAACCUGGAGCCGUAUGGGCUUGGCGACGGACCUGCUGGUUGCCCCAACGUCAUGGAUGUCAGCCAACCGUAUGGUCUUCUCUCUGGCGAGGGCUUCCCCGGCGGGCGUGCCUAUUACCGCCCGACGAACGAGCUGCGUGGUCGAUACCUCGGCAGUGACACUGGAGUCAUCGAUACCUAUCCCGACAUCCCAAAGAUUCCGGAACUGUCAGAAGCAAUUUCUAGUGUUUGGGUCGCCAAAUCCACCGCGGUACCCAACAUGACGCACUCGACAGUUGGCAUGAUGACUGGAUCAACCCUCGGAAUCGUAACAUCGUACGCUCUAGGGGGUGAUGGCAGUGGUCCACGACACACCAAUGGCGAGAUGACAGCCCGUUGGGUCCUGAGUCCAGGCGUCCCGAUCGUCUCCAUCAAGGUCGAUGAUCAGUACACUCAGAAGCGCAAGACUGCCCAGCGAGUCUGGGCAGUUGCUCUGAAUGCGCUGGGUGAGAUCUACUACCUAGUCGACGUGCCGAAGUCGCUUGUUGAUCGAGCCAAGGGUGAAGACGUCACCAAGAAUGCUUGGUACGCUGGACGAACUGUGUAUUGGCAGCUCAUCGAUCACACUCGGCGUCAGGCACGACCCGACGAGCUCGACAAGCAUGCGCUGCGAGGAGCUUACUCGCCUCGUUCCCCUGCGGACGCCAUGAAAUUGAGCAAGGAGCAGCUCGUCGCGGAAGCUCGCGAGAUUGACAAGUUUCUACGCUACAAGCCCUCCCACUUCCGCAAGGUUUGCGAUGGGUGGGAUAUGCGCAGGCGAAUUGAGGUUGACUUCGCCAACGACGACGGUAGCGGCGCCGGCGAGAUCAUCGUCUCUAUUCGGUGCGGUAUUGACAACACCCAACCGCAAAUCACGCGGUGUGUUAGGUCCGUCUCGCAGGCGCCCCAGCCGGGUGCAGACGAAGUCGCCAAACCACCCGAGGAAACGGUUCCCACUUCCAACUCUCUAUUCGGAGAUGGGUUCGUCGAGCUGAAGCCUGUGAUCACUCACAACGCGACAAAGGGGCAUGAGACACCCAUUUCUACGGGCUCAUUGACUCCACCGGCGACACUCAGCUCAUUGGACGAAUGGACAAUGGCUUCCAUGGCGCUGGGCCUCCACAGCAAGUCAGAGAUCACAGCGUCGGCCGUGGAUCUUUCCUCGCACGCUUUGCUUACGCUGUACGAGGACCCUCUUCACUUCGGCCAGAAAUCAGCAGCCACCCCAACCAUGACGCCGCAGACUGCUGAGUCGGUCGCUGAGAUUCCUGGACGGAGAACUCGUAUGCUGGCAAUAGGCACGAAGACUGGUGGCGUGGUUGUUUGGAACAUGCGUGAGCCUCAAAACGCCGAGGUCGAGCCUCUGCGAAUAAUCCAGACGGAGUCGCCGGAAAUUACCUGCCUGGCCCUGACAGCUCUCUACCUUGUCCACGGUGGGAGUGAUGGGCUGGUUCAAGCAUGGGACCUGUUGGCCUCAUCCCUUGAUCCCCUCCGCACCCUGAACGCACGCUCCGCGGGACGAGUGCCUCGUCAUAUGUUGACGAUGAACCCUGCUCUCAGCGGCGAUACCUAUCCGGCUGCACGCGCCAUCUACCUCGAUCCCGACCCGACAGUCCUGCGCGGAAUCACGUCGUUCGGGGCGUUCCUCCGUUACUGGGCCUACAGUGCCACCACUCAACCACCCGGCCGGAAGCGUCGCCUCCGUCACUCGGAUAUCCACGGCCGCCUCGCAACACGUCGCCAGGGCGGUAACGUCUCGGGAUACAUCGCCGCCGAAACUGCGGAACUCCGCCGAGAGCAGGAGCAGAAGGCUCGUGAAGAUGCCUGGCUGCGUAACCGCUUCGGUGUUGGUGCAUUCGGCGACUUGACCGAGGAGGAAGCCAUCCAGUAUGCAGAGAUGAUCUCCCAGGAGACGCUCUUGCUUGAGGAGCAGCGUCGUACCAGUGCUAGCGACACGGGCUCGGCGGCCGACGGUGGCUUGGACACUGCCUCGUCUUUCAGCGAAAGCACCGUCGACACCGUCACGCCCGAGCCCAGCGUUACUGGAUUCACGCCGCCCCCUCCUGUGCCCGAAGAGGACGAGUAUGAGAUGCAGAUCCAGCAGGCGCUUCGACUCUCGCUCAUGGAAUCCGGUAACGACAUGGGCGCGUCGCCGCGAGGUAACAGCUCCGGCGACUACGAGGUCGCGUUUAAGUACAAGCCCAAGCCUGCGAAGAAGACGAAGCGGUCUUCGUCCACGUCGCCGUCUGCGAGCUACACGCCCGUCGCUGGGUCCAACGCCGUGGGGUCCUCGAGCAGAGCGACGCCGCGCGACGAUGAUCUGGAACUCGCGCUGGCGCUCAGCGCCGGGUCGUCUAGCAGACCUCCGCCGCAGGAAGACGAUUUUGAACUGGCGUUGAGGCUCAGUCUUCAAGAGGCCACUGCCAACGGUCAUCCAGAUCUUAAGGUCGAGCAGGACCCGUUCCAGCAGGAAGAGUUCCCCGUGUUGGAGACGAGGGGGAAGGGGAAGGGGAGAAUGUGA
Messenger RNA from Colletotrichum karsti, 3504 nucleotides. Its product is annotated as F-box and wd domain protein. Gene Ontology annotation, cellular component: nucleus; cytosol; proteasome regulatory particle, base subcomplex. NCBI's taxonomy places the organism in Eukaryota, Fungi, Ascomycota, Sordariomycetes, Glomerellales, Glomerellaceae. Gene Ontology annotation, molecular function: polyubiquitin modification-dependent protein binding. Gene Ontology annotation, biological process: proteasome-mediated ubiquitin-dependent protein catabolic process. The transcript has 2 exons. Bases 1 to 3504 code for a protein of 1167 amino acids. The record is from RefSeq and is a predicted model, not a curated record.